Molecule: messenger RNA, 5155 nt
Organism: Apus apus (common swift)
Lineage: Eukaryota; Metazoa; Chordata; Aves; Apodiformes; Apodidae
Gene: BMPR1B
Product: bone morphogenetic protein receptor type 1B
Exons: 11
Coding region: 107-1615 (502 amino acids)
Biological process (GO): dorsal/ventral pattern formation; protein phosphorylation; cellular response to growth factor stimulus
Cellular component (GO): plasma membrane; signaling receptor complex
Molecular function (GO): transforming growth factor beta receptor activity, type I; ATP binding; SMAD binding
Source: RefSeq, a predicted model, not a curated record
CCGUGGAGUAAGAGACAUUGUGCUGGUUUCAUAGGAAGACUGAACAUGUUCAUGCCUCGGUUUUAAAAGGAAAGCAUCACACUGUAAUUCCAAUUUUGUAGACAACAUGCCCUUGCGAAGUUCUGGCAAGUUGAGCAUGGAGACCAGAAAAGAAGAUGGUGAGAGCACAGCACCUGCCCCUCCUCAGAAGAAGCUGUCCUGUCAGUGCCACCACCACUGUCCUGAGGAUUCAGUCAACAGCACCUGCAGCACUGAUGGGUACUGCUUCACCAUAAUAGAAGAAGAUGAGUCCGGUGGACAUUUAGUCACCAAGGGAUGUCUUGGAUUAGAGGGCUCCGACUUCCAGUGUCGGGACACUCCUAUUCCACACCAAAGAAGAUCUAUUGAGUGUUGCACAGGCCAAGAUUACUGUAACAAACACCUUCACCCUACACUGCCACCACUGAAAAAUCGAGAUUUUGCUGAAGGAAACAUUCACCAUAAUGCUCUGCUGAUCUCAGUGGCUAUUUGCAGUAUACUUCUGGUGUUCAUCAUUGUAUUCUGCUACUACAGAUACAAACGCCAAGAAACGAGGCCCCGUUACAGCAUCGGGCUGGAGCAGGAUGAGACCUACAUUCCCCCUGGAGAGUCCCUGAAGGAUUUGAUCGAGCAGUCCCAGAGCUCGGGGAGCGGCUCCGGGCUCCCUCUCCUGGUUCAAAGGACCAUCGCAAAACAGAUUCAGAUGGUAAAGCAGAUUGGAAAAGGUCGCUACGGAGAAGUCUGGAUGGGAAAGUGGCGUGGAGAAAAGGUAGCUGUGAAAGUGUUUUUUACCACAGAGGAGGCCAGCUGGUUCAGAGAAACAGAAAUCUACCAGACUGUCCUGAUGAGGCAUGAAAAUAUCCUUGGAUUCAUUGCUGCAGACAUUAAAGGUACAGGAUCUUGGACCCAGCUCUAUCUCAUCACUGACUACCAUGAGAAUGGCUCACUUUAUGACUAUCUAAAAUCUACUACCUUGGACACAAAAGCCAUGCUAAAACUGGCUUAUUCCUCCGUUAGUGGCUUGUGCCACCUGCACACUGAGAUCUUCAGUACUCAGGGCAAACCUGCUAUUGCCCACCGUGACCUAAAAAGUAAAAAUAUCCUGGUGAAAAAGAACGGCACCUGCUGCAUAGCAGAUUUGGGCCUGGCUGUUAAAUUUAUCAGUGAUACAAACGAGGUAGACAUACCUCCAAAUACCCGUGUAGGAACAAAACGCUAUAUGCCUCCUGAGGUGCUGGAUGAAAGCUUGAAUAGAAAUCACUUUCAGUCGUACAUCAUGGCUGACAUGUACAGUUUUGGACUCAUCCUCUGGGAGAUAGCAAGGAGAUGUGUUUCAGGAGGAAUAGUUGAGGAAUACCAGCUUCCGUACCAUGACCUUGUGCCCAGCGACCCCUCAUAUGAGGACAUGCGGGAGAUUGUGUGCAUCAAGAGGCUACGUCCUUCAUUUCCCAACAGAUGGAGCAGUGAUGAGUGCCUACGGCAGAUGGGCAAGCUGAUGAUGGAGUGCUGGGCUCAUAACCCUGCCUCGCGGCUCACAGCCCUGCGGGUCAAGAAAACACUUGCCAAAAUGUCGGAGUCACAGGACAUUAAACUCUGACUCAGCCAGAGGCAGCUCUCAUGAAGGCCCAUGGAAAUGGACUUUCUCGUGCAGGCAGAAGUCCUGAAGAGGUAUUGAACGUCUUUGCUAAUAAGUACCUUGAAUGCAGUCGUUCUUAAGAGCAGAUAGAAGUUUGUUUGACAGCUUUUGAGGAGACUAUCCUUUGCAAAAAUCAGCUGUACUUUGACAUACAAGAUUGGAAGAGGCUUGUCUGCCCUUGUUUACACGGGGAAAUACAGUUUUAGUAACUGGUUUAAGAUUACGCAUGUUGCUUUCCAUGAAAGCCACUUAUUAUUUUAUUAUUAUUAUUGUUAUUGUUAUUAUUAUUAUUUUGAUUGUUUUAAAAGAUACUGCUUUAAAUUUUAUGAAAAUAAAACUUUUGGUUAGAAGUAAACAAGAUGUAUAUUGUUACAUAAAAAAAAUAAUUGGAGGAAACUGCUGAAAAUGAAAGCAAAGCAACUUUUUCAUUUAUAAAGAGACUAUUGCACUCUAGCAUAAAAAAAAAAAAAAAAAAAAAAAAAAAAGAGAGUGGGUCUUUGGAAAUCGCCCUACGUGCAGAGAUACUCUCCACAGCCCUGCAGAUGCAAGCAGUUCUCAAUAUAGAGUUGGAGCCCAAUUACAUCCCUGCCGCUGUCCCAUGGGUGGCCAGGUUCCUGUGGGUGGCAUGUCCCAGGGGAGGUCAUACUUCAUUCAAGAUAAGUGGGAGGCAUCUGCAUAUGAUUUGGUGUGACUUGUUAGAAGGUCUUUAUCUUUCCAGGAAGUCUGAUGGGUAAUGGUACCAGGAUGAUAAACAAGUGCCCCUUUUCUCAGCUUCCCCUCCCCGCCCUUUCCUUCCCCCUGCUGCACAAUAAAGUAUUUUGUGUGUGCAUGGAAAUGAAGUACACAUUUGGAUCCGCUGGUGAAUUUGAAACUGCUGUGACUUAUAUACACAACCACUGGGUAAGAGGAAGUUCCUUGUGAGAAGAAAUUAUUAACUUGCUCCUUCAUCUGUGUAAAAGUGAGAUACCCAUCUACAACCACAGUUGGCAAAAAAAAUUAAAUCUGUGUUCCCUUCUUUAAGGGAAAGUGAAAAACCUCAACUUCCAUUUUUUUGGGUGACAGUAAUUUUUAUUUAAGCGAAAAGAGACCUGGUGCCUUCUGACCGUGGUAGGAAGCUGACAGGGAAGGACAGUGGGACUUGGGUGGGCAGUGAGAGCUGGACACCAUAGCCGGUGGUAGGCAGGUUUCUCCAAGGCUUCUCCUGAUGUAGUGAGGGGCACCACAAACCCAGCAAUUUGGAUCAAGCUUCAUCUGCCUUACUACUUCAGGUGUCUUUGAAGCAGCCUUUAUGCCUCUGGGAGCCAUGGCGGGGUAGUGACAGGCUUUGUCACCACGCUGGGGCUGCGUAGCAUCAUGUUUUGCAGCAAGAGGAGCUUUUAGGAGAGAAGAGCAAUGGGAAAUGUAUUUACCAUCUAUCCGUAUCCCUCCUUCCUAGGGUUGCAGCAGUUGCUGCGAUGUUAAUAAUUCAGAAGGGGAAAUGAGAGGUGAAAUGUUCCCAAUUAAAUAUUUUCUUUGGAAGGGUCUCUGUUCUUUAAUCACAUUAUCAAAGCUGAGCUGUAUGGGAGUUACUGGUUUGCCCUUCUUUUUUUAAAUAUUUUUGCCUGCCUAUGUCAUAUUUCAGUAGGUGGUGUUCAGUUAAAUUUUGAAAUCAGUCCUUACAAAUGCUGCUUUGAUUAUCCUAAGCCUAUUUCAGAACUGAAAUAAUUCCCAUGCUGGAUUUAUCGGCAUUUCUGUAAUGUUUCUUUUUUCCCUUUUUGGAAAAAACUGAUUUAUUUGUGGCGUGUAGGUAUAUAAUUGGGAUUUAGCUGCAUGGCUCCCUGAAGGUAUUUCUAGUUGGAAAAAUUACCAUUUUAUAGUUUCAAACUAAAAGAGAAAAAUGCGCAGGUUCAAGAGAACCAGCAAGACCUCCAUGAUUGUAGGUGUUUAAUCAGAGGAUUUUUGUUAAUUAGAGUGUUUUUUCCACAGUGCAGCUUCCCUGCCUGUACUCAAAAAUAGCAAGCAAUAAAAAAAAAAUAAUCUCCAGGAGUUAAUUGGAGACCUUGGCCCCAAAAAGAGUGAUGCUGUUUUCCCGUCCUUAAUAAAACAGCAUGCUCCUGUGGCUGAGAGUGGAGUUUGCUCCUCUCCUUGGCUGCCUUGGCGUGAAGGUUUGUGGCCCAAAAUGAGGACAGCCUGGCUUCUCUUCACUCUUUUUGUCUUUGUGAAUGGAGCCAUGGGGUUUCUACUCUCACUCCUUUCACCUUCAUGCCCUUUCAUAAGAACCAGCACUAUUUCGAGGAACUACUCAGCUGCUUUCCUCAAGCGGAUUUUUUUUUUUUUUUAAACUGUCGUGGCUCUCCCCAGAAAUGUUUCAGAGGGUGCUUUGCCAGCUGAUGGGCAUGAGGCACACAAUGCCCCCAACACCUGCUGUCAAUGUGUUCUGAGAGAAAGGGCCAGUUGCUGGGUUUCUGAACAAGUCUUACUUUUUUUGGUCCAAAAGAAAGGGAUCCAAGAUACUUGUUGAUAGGUUACAUAAAGUGUGUAUGUUAAAUGUUCAAGUUUAUGUGUUUGGCUUUGUUGGUUUUUUUAUAUAUAUAUAUAAAUAUAUAUAUACACAUAUAUAUUUUUUCAGUUGGAAGUCUGGAAUAAAUCCAGUAUGUGGAUUAAGGGUAAACUAUUACGAAUUAUAAAGUACUAAAUAAAACAUAGUAUUUAUUUAUGAAAAUGCAUAAAUGGUGAGUCACUGCAACGGUGCUAUAUAGAAAAAUAAAUAUCUGUAUGAGGAGACACACUUCUGAGAAAGCAAAGGGUCUGCAGUUGUAUGACUAGUGCCUGCCCAUUUUCUUCCAUGACUCAAAAGGCCAGAUUUUCCCCUAGAAUCUCCUACCCACUGUAAUAGAUGAUACUGCAAAGGUGUAUUCCCAAGGCCAGACAAGAGCCAAAGGCAAGUGGGGAAGUUUUUUGUUCGAGCACUGUGACAUUCAUGUUAACACCCAAAUGGCUGACUUGCAACAGUUAGUGUGUAAUUAUUUUGAUGUCAGCAUAUACAGUGACUAGAGGUUAGUAGUGAUUUUGCCACGUGUAGUGUUUAAUGUCACUUCCAGAUUUUGGUAGUUUUACAGUGUGCUUCGAUGAGAGCUUGGAAUUUGGUGCCCACAGGUCUGGAAAUCCAGUUUUCAAAUGUAAAUCACUGAAGGAAAUUUAGUUUCAUGACUUAUUGGCAUAAAUAAGAUGGCACAGGUAAGUGGUAAAAGAAGGCUAAAAAAAACCACCCAAAAAGGAAUAGAGAUGCCCUCUAAACAACUGCUAUGCUUUCUUUAGCACAAAGUUAUUUCUGUUGAAGAAACGGUCGACAAUGUAGAGUCUAAGAAACAAAUUUGUGUUCUUUUUUGAGAACCAGUGCCUUAUUAAACCUGUAAAUACUGUAAUUAGAAAACCUAGGGAACAAACUGUUACGUUGUAUUUGUUCAAAUUGUAUAUUGUUGUUUUAAUAUUCCCCCAAAUAAAAUUGUUUCCAUCUCUCCA